Molecule: messenger RNA, 2076 nt
Organism: Lineus longissimus
Lineage: Eukaryota; Metazoa; Nemertea; Pilidiophora; Heteronemertea; Lineidae
Product: potassium voltage-gated channel subfamily C member 1-like
Exons: 2
Coding region: 52-1404 (450 amino acids)
Biological process (GO): potassium ion transmembrane transport; protein homooligomerization
Cellular component (GO): membrane; voltage-gated potassium channel complex
Molecular function (GO): voltage-gated potassium channel activity
Source: RefSeq, a predicted model, not a curated record
UUAUGUUGUUCUUGCGAAUCGGACAUUUACGAAGCACUGUUUGUUCAAGUGAUGGAUAUCAUCAGGAUAAACGUUCGUGGGACGGAGUUCUUAACAUAUCGUUCGACGAUCCUUAACCUCCCGGAGUCGACGCUCGCUGAGGCCCUGAGCACGAAGAGCCACUAUGAGAGCAGUGUCGGUGCUUAUUUUUUCGAUAGGAGUGCGGAGUGCUUCAGCAUCAUUCUAAAGGCACACCAGAAGAAGGAGUUGCACAUAACAGACGAAGUGUGCAUGAUAGACAUGGCCGAGGAGUUAGAAUACUGGAGGAUACCCCUAACUGUCGUCGCCCCUUGUUGUAUGGGGAAAAUCAACGUAGCGCUACUGGAAAAAGACAGGGCGAAGGCUGUUCGGGAAGAGAUAAUGUAUGACUGUGAUAAAAGUUUGGAAAUUUUGAGAAAGCGAACGGGAUGGCAGAUUUAUCGUAUACGGCUGUGGAUGUUUAUGCAGAUUCCUGUGUAUUCAGGUUUGGCAAAGGCGUGGUCAUUGCUGAUGGCAGGUGUUUUGGUCGGAUCCUUGUUUACGUUCGCGGCACACUUUGACAAAGGCGCCAGCUCGAAGGGUGCGAGCGCCGACAUCAGUGAACGGCAGGUCGUCAAGAUGAUCAACACAACAAAGUGGAGAAACAUGUGGAUGGAACUUCCGAAUAACAAUGUACUGGUUGUCGACGGUUUAUUGAACGGAAUCAUUUUGGCUGAUUUCAUUACACGUUUCAUUCUCUGUCCGUACAAAUGCCAAUUUAUACGAUAUUUCUUCACAAUACUCGACAUUGUUGUGCUGACAGCGUUCUGGGCUGGCGGGAUAAUUUUUGUCCUCACAUACUACGGGAAGGAGACACAGAACCAAACGUCUGUGAUACAGUGGAUUUGGCUGGCAUCGCUUGUUUUACAGAUCAUGCGCCCAUUCCGGCUUUUUGGGCUGGCUAAGAAUUUUGUCGGCCUCCGUGUACUGCUCCUUGUGCUGAGAAAGAGCUUUUACGAUUUAUUGACUGUUUUGAUAUUCUUUGGAAUCGGCAUGAUUCUUUUCGCAUUCCUUAUAUUCGCUGCUGAAAUUAGUGUGGAAGGAACAUUCAAAGACGUAUGGGAGGGGUGUUGGUGGUCUAUCAUCACAAUGACUACAGUAGGGUACGGCGACAUGCACCCGAGGGCCUGGCCCGGUUACUUCGUUGCAAUGUGCUGUGCAUUCUCGGGUGUCAUCAUCACCGGACUUUCUAUUCCAAUACUUAGCACUAAUUUCAGUAGUUAUUAUCGCCAUGUUCACACUGCUAUGCUGGAUGUAGAAAAGUGCUGUGCGGCGGUACGGCAUGGGGAGGCAGUGGCACCCGGACCAGUGACACGUCAGCAGGCUGUGGUGAAGAGAGCAUACUGAAGACCAUAGGCUGUACUUCUGCAAAUGUAUUGGCAAAUGCAAACAACGGAAUAAUUAAACCUUAAUUCUAUGUCGAUAGAUUUAUAUCGUUGUAUUAAGCAAAACGUUUUGGUCACGCCAAUAUUGAUUGCGGCAUUUAAAGACAAGGUACACACAGCGCCCGAAAUCAGUCAUGGUGAAGCAAAGGCGAUGGUACCCAUGCAGCUGAGCGGCCGAUUACCUAAGCCGCUGUCGCCUCUUAUGAUCCUUCCGCCGACAAACAGGCGGUUCCCUCACAGAGUAUACCGGCGAACGACGGCGAUGAUUGAUAUGAUUACAGCAACGUUUUAGAGAAACCGACAAAGCAGUUAUGGUUCUCCCGACCACCGAUUGAAGUUCAAGGCAUACUGAACAGUGGCGUCCGCAUGGUAGAGCAAAUUUCAUGCUUGAAAGCGAGGCCAUGCCACCGGGAAUUAAGAGGCGGAUCACGGAUACUCGCUAGACUAUGACACAGUUAUAUAACCUGUGAAAAACUUAUCUUUUUCAUAAGGAUAUGAGCACUGUCUUGCUGAUAAAAAGAAUAAACGAUAUAGGACUUGCAUUUGCUUUCAGUUUAUUUUAAGUUUGCAGUUUUUACUUGGUUUUUGCCUUUUGGUCUUUUUAAUCGAACGUACUCGUUAAAAGCAAGCUGUU